This is a messenger RNA of Linum trigynum, 741 nucleotides long. The record is from the annotation of a GenBank genome assembly. NCBI's taxonomy places the organism in Eukaryota, Viridiplantae, Streptophyta, Magnoliopsida, Malpighiales, Linaceae.
AUGGCGGCGACGCCGUCGCCGGUACCUCAAGGCGUUGCGCCGGAGGGACCAAAACCUCCAGACUCUACUGCUGGAGUCCGUCGUCCAUCUGAGGUAACCUCGUCCCUGGACGGAAAGAAGGCUCGUGAAACGCAGCACCCAAAGAAAAGGGUUCGGGGAAUCGAUUUAGCGAACGAGAAUGUCAAUAUGGAGGAGGUUGUAGUCGAAGAUAUCACUGAUGAAGAAACCCAAGAGACCCAGAAGCAGGAAUACCCAAACAUCCAGACUCAAAACCCACCAUCCCAAACCCAAAGCCAAACUUCCCCGGUCCCGUCAAUGGCCUGGGGGGUAGGUCGCAAGAAACUCUUUAGUGAAGCGGUCCGUGAAGAAACCUGGUAUGUGGAAGAUUCGGAUUCCGAGGAUGUAGCUGAAGCUAUGAGAGAAGAUGAUGCUGAGGACUCCCCAGUUGAAGAGGAAGACCCGCGAUGCCCUACUAUAUGCUUUACCAAGGGGGAGUGGCGCAGUUACCGUAGAGAAUGGCGCUCGGCUAUCGUCGUGAAGGCCCUUGGCCGGUCGUUCCCGUAUCUAGUGAUAGCGAGAAGGUUCAACUUGCUGUGGGCUAGGAAUGGUCCCAUCCAAGUCACCAAUAUUAGAGCGAAUGGAUUCCUGUUUAUGAGAUUUACCCAUAAGAUCGACUAUGAAUAUGCACUUACUGGAGGCCCCUGGAUGCUUGGAGAUCAUUACUUGACAACACAAAAAUGA